GGUGAUCCGCUCCAUCCUGCAGAGCGGGCGGAUCGGGCCCGACAUCCGCCUGGCCGAGUGCUACGGGCUGCGCCUCAAACACGUCAAAUCCGACGAGAUCCACUGGCUCCACCCCGACCUCACCGUCGGCGAAGUCCAGGAGAAAUACGAGUGCCUCCACCUGGAAGCCGAGUGGAGGUACGACCUGCAGAUCCGGUACCUGCCGGAGGAUUUCAUGGAGCGCUUCAAGGAGGACAGGACCACGCUGCUCUACUUCUACCAACAGCUCCGCAGUGAGUACAUGCAGAACUUCGCCAGCAAGGUCAGCGAGGGCAUGGCCCUGCAGCUGGGCUGCCUGGAGCUCAGGUAUGGCCUUUGUCACCCUGUGUGUCACCCUGUGUGUCACCCUGUGUGUCACCCUGUGUGUCACCCUGUCCCCUUGUCCCUGUGUGUCCCCAUGGCCCUGCAGCUGGGCUGCCUGGAGCUCAGGUAUGGCCUUUGUCACCCUACCCCGCUGGGACCCUCCCUGGGAUCGGGAAUUCCCGCUGACAUUCCCGGGAUCGGGAAUUCCCGCUGACAUUCCCGGGAUUCUCUGCUCCGCAGGAAGGAGGUGGGGCUGGACCUGUUCUUCCCAAGCCAGAUGCUGGAGAACCUCAAGCCGCGGCACCUGCGCAGGAUGAUCCAGCAGACGUUCCAGCAGUACGCGCUCCUGCGGGAGGAGGAGUGCAUCCUGAAAUUCCUGCACACCCUGGGAACCUUCGCCCCCAUCGACCAGGAGAGCUUCCGCUGCCAGCUCGUCGUGAGUGGGAUUCGGGAUGGGCUGGCGGAAUUCCGGGAUAUCAAAUCCAUCCGGUGCUCGGUGGUGGAGGACGGCCAGGCCCUGCUGCAGCUGGGGCUCAGCGGGAACCCCCCGUCCCUGGCGAUCAAGACGGCGUCGCUGGCCGAGGCGGAAAACAUGGCCGACCUCAUCGAUGGCUACUGCCGGCUCCAGGGGGACUCGGAGACAUCGCUCCUCGUAUUCCCGAGGAAAGAUCGGGAGAAGAGGAUCAGCCUCCCGCAGAUCCCGGCCCCGAAUCUCGGGGAGAGGCAUUCCACGCUUUCCCACAGCGUCAGCGGGGAUUCCGAAAUCUACGCUGAAAUCCUGGAUGAAUCCUCGAGGCCAAGAUCCGGAAGUAGGUGCUUCCCUUUGGGAAUUCUCCACCUGGGGUGUCCCAGCUCCUCUUGCCCAUCCCAAAUUCCCGGCCCAUCCUCAGCAAACCUCUCAGAAGGGCGGGAUCCGUGGAUCCUGGGAACGUUGGAGAGAUCAGGAUCCAAGGAUCCUCGGAUCGGGAUGGGAUUGGCCAUGGAUGGGGAUUGGGAUUCCCGGCAUUCCAGGGGUGGGAAUUCCCCCAUUCCCACAGUGCUGAUGAAGAAGCUGGACCACCCCCACAUCGUGAAGCUGAUCGGCAUCGCCGAGGACGAGCCCACCUGGAUCAUCAUGGAGCUCUAUCCCUACGGAGAGCUGGGGCAGUACCUGGAGCAGAACCGGCUGGGCCUGGCCGUGCCCACCCUGGUGCUGUACGCGCUGCAGGUCAGCAAGGCCCUGGCCUACCUGGAGGCCAUCAACUGCGUCCACAGAAUCCCAGAUCUGAUCCAUUUCCCAUCCGUGUGCAUGUGGGAGAUCCUGAGCUACGGGAAGCAGCCGUUCUUCUGGCUGGAAAACAAGGAUGUGAUCGGAGUCCUGGAAAAGGGGGAUCGGCUUCCCAAGCCCGACCUGUGCCCGCCCGUCCUCUACACCCUCAUGACGCGCUGCUGGGAUUACGAUCCCGGGGAAAGGCCCAAAUUCCAGGAGCUGGUCUGCAGCCUGAGCUCUCCCACCCUCGCCAGCCCCGCCGAGUACCAGAGCCCGGCCAAUUCCCGGCGCACUCCUCCUCCCAGCCGGCACAACGUCUUCAAGCGCCACAGCAUGAGGUCCAUCCAGCCGGCGCCCACGGCCAACCUGGACCGCACGGAUGAUCCGGUGUACGGGAAUGUCAUGGAUCUGGUGCGGGCCGUGCUGCAGCUGAAGAACGAGAUCAGCCUGGUGCCUCCUGAUGGAUACAUCCUGGUGGUCAAGAAGAUCGGCCUUUCCCUACGGAAGCUCAUCGGGAGCGUCGACGAGAUCCUCCCCGACCUCCCGUCCUCUUCCCGCACCGAGAUCGAGGGCACCCAGAAGCUGCUCAACAAGGACCUGGCCAACCUCAUCAGCAAGAUGCGCCUGGCGCAGCAGAAUUCCGGCACUUCCCUGAGCUCGGAAUUCCAGCGGCAGAUGCUGACGGCUUCCCACGCCCUGGCCGUGGACGCCAAGAACCUCCUGGACGCCGUGGACCAGGCCAAGCUCCAGGCCAACCUGGCCAAGCCGUGCUCGGAAUGAGGGAAGGCAUUCCGCAACCAUCCGGGACGAGCCGGCUUUCCGUGGAUUUUUUUUUUUUUGGUUUGGUUUUGUUCGGUUUUUUUUUUUUUCCCCUUCUUCCUGCUCCUCGUGUCUCUGCGUUGCUCUUCGGAAGAUGGCAGGAAUCCGAUGGGGGGUUUUCCCUGGAAAAAGGUUGGGAUGGGGGUGGUGGAGAAGAGAGGGGGGGUGAAGAUCCCUCCGGCUCGGCGGCUUCCCGGCCGGGAAUGCUGGCGCAUCCAUGGAUCCGUGGAGCACGGAUGGCCGCGGGCGGCACGGCGGGACAAAGGACCUGGAGCGUGCCGGGAGCCGUGGGCACGGAAUUUUUAUUUUUUGGGGGGAGGUGGGGGGAGCUGGAAUUCCCAUGGGAACGAUGUCCGGAAGGAACCGUCGGCGUUCUCUUUCCCUUGCACAUUGUACAGAAGAGUUUAUUUAACGACGGCGAGCCUACGGAAUUCCGGAGCCGACGGAAUUCGGGAAGGGAUGGAUCCCCCCCCUCCAUGGAUCACGGCUUUUUAGGGGGGGGGACACAAACCUGGAGAACCUCUUCCAGCUGCGUUUUUUUUUUUUUCCCCGAGUUUUGUGUCAACGCCGCCGGCAAAAAUCCGCGGCUCCGUCGGGUUUGUGCUUCCGGUUGGGAACCCGGCGGAUUCGGGCUUUUCCCCCAGCGUUUUUCCCGCAGUUUUCCCAGUUUAUUCCGGCUGAGAUAAAACCGUGCGCCAAA
Molecule: messenger RNA, 3110 nt
Organism: Sturnus vulgaris (Common starling)
Lineage: Eukaryota; Metazoa; Chordata; Aves; Passeriformes; Sturnidae
Source: RefSeq, a predicted model, not a curated record